This is a messenger RNA of Suncus etruscus (white-toothed pygmy shrew), 1065 nucleotides long. RefSeq names its product glutathione S-transferase Mu 2-like. Lineage: Eukaryota; Metazoa; Chordata; Mammalia; Eulipotyphla; Soricidae. Gene Ontology annotation, biological process: glutathione metabolic process. The transcript has 8 exons. Bases 66 to 722 code for a protein of 218 amino acids. The record is from RefSeq and is a predicted model, not a curated record. Gene Ontology annotation, molecular function: glutathione transferase activity.
CCGUGCUUAAAGCCAGAGUUCAGUUCAACGGAGACCUCUCCUCCAAGACAGAAAAAACCUGCACCAUGACUAUGACCUUGGGGUACUGGGACAUUCGGGGGCUGGCUCAUGCCAUUCGCCUGCUCCUAGAAUACACUGACUCCAAGUAUGAGGAGAAGAAGUAUAAGAUGGGAGAUGCUCCUGACUAUGACAAAAGCGAGUGGCUGAAUGAAAAGUUCAAGCUGGGCCUUGACUUCCCCAACCUGCCCUACUUAAUCGAUGGGCCUCACAGGAUCACCCAGAGCAAUGCCAUCCUUCGCUACUUGGCUCGCAAGCACAACAUGUGUGGGGAGACGGAAGAGGAGAAGAUUCGUGUGGACAUGUUGGAGAACCAGAUUAUGGACACCCGCAUACAACUGGGCCUAAUCUGCUACAGCCCGGACUUUGAGAAGCUGAAGCCAGGGUACUUGGAAGGGCUCCCUGAGAAGAUGAAGCAGUACUCACAGUGUCUGGGGAAGAGUCCCUGGUUUGUGGGGGACAAGCUCACCUAUGUGGAUUUCUUGGCCUAUGAUGUCCUCGAUUUCAAUCGCCAAUUUGCUCCCACCUGUCUGGAUGCUUUCCCAAACCUGAAGGACUUCAUGGCGCGUUUUGAGGGCCUGAAGCAGAUCUCUACGUACAUGAAAUCCAGCCGCUACCUUCCAAAGCCCAUAUGUGGAAAGAUGGCGCUAUGGGGCAACAAGUAAGGCCCAACAGGAAAUAGGAGCAGUUUCAUAAACUCUGUGUGGAGACUUGCAAACAUUUAGACUUUCUGAAUCCCAGAGUUACUCUGUUGUUAUUUAUCCUCCUUCCCCCCCUCCCUUGACUCCUUGAUGUUGUUUCUUGGUUCCUUCCACCUGGAGCCCGAGGGGCUGUGCUUCCUAUGGGGGUAGCAAUUGGGUCUGUACCUGAGUUGCCCACUGUGACCCCAUCCUAGCUCAGCCUACCCUGGACCUUACCCUAGAGAACAGGAUGAUAACCGUGUGAUGGGGCUUCUGCCAGAACAUGUACCUCAUUUUCUCUGCUUCCCAAUAAAGUCUUCCACCCUCA